Felis catus (domestic cat) is the source of this 336-nucleotide messenger RNA. RefSeq names its product NADH dehydrogenase [ubiquinone] 1 alpha subcomplex subunit 1-like. The transcript has a single exon. The record is from RefSeq and is a predicted model, not a curated record. The coding region runs from base 33 to 245 and encodes 70 amino acids. Lineage: Eukaryota; Metazoa; Chordata; Mammalia; Carnivora; Felidae.
AGGAGGGGCUCGGUCCUGGCAGCCGCAGCGCGAUGUGGUUCGAGAUUCUUCCCGGGAUCGGCGUCAUGGCAGUGUGCUUGGUCAUCCCCGGCAUAGCCACUGCGCACAUCCACAGGUUCUGUAACGGGGGCAAGGAAAAAAGGGUUGCCUAUUAUCGGUAUCAGUGGAGUUUGAUGCAAAGAGACGGGCGCAUCUCUGGAGUUAAUCGUUACUAUGUGUCAAAGGGUUUGGAAAAUAUUGAUUAAAGAAGCCUUUUCCUGACCGAUGAGGAUUAACUCGGUUAUGCUCAUCUGCCCUUUCUAGAAGGUUAUGCGGUGUAUCAAUAUAGUACAUAAU